Molecule: messenger RNA, 2469 nt
Organism: Erpetoichthys calabaricus (reedfish)
Lineage: Eukaryota; Metazoa; Chordata; Cladistia; Polypteriformes; Polypteridae
Gene: trhra
Product: thyrotropin-releasing hormone receptor a
Exons: 3
Coding region: 581-1786 (401 amino acids)
Biological process (GO): phospholipase C-activating G protein-coupled receptor signaling pathway
Cellular component (GO): membrane
Molecular function (GO): thyrotropin-releasing hormone receptor activity
Source: RefSeq, a predicted model, not a curated record
GUCAGCCUGCGAUACCGUAAAGGCAAAUCUCUGCACAAAUCAAAAGCUUGUCGCCUCGAUGUCGUGAAGGAGUCCGUAGGAGUGUCCUUAAUUGAUAUUUGGAAAUGCAAACGCGCCGGUGCGUGUGCUCAGUGCGGGCCAUUUGGAAUCCGCCUUCUGUGCUCGCACUUCACUGCUGCGCUUUCCUUCGCCUCUCCAUUCCUGCGCAUUCCAAGAAAGACAGGCGCCUGUUCACCGACAAAACCCGCACGGAGCCCGAGAGAGCGAACCGACCGGCCAUCGGCGACUCGCACCCCUCGGCCACCCCGCGGCCGUGCUCCGGUGUCACUCCUGGCUUCUCGUGGGGCGUCGCCUCUCUUCAAAGGUGAACUCGGAAAGCAGGAAACUGGAGACUAACGGUGCUGCAGCACUGGGUGGGCUUACUGGAAGGAUGAGGCGGUAGGGAUGCCGGGGUCCCCAAGUAUUGCGACUUGCAAGUUUGGUGUCACUUGGAAGACUGACGUGGCGAAGACGUCCGAGUGACCGAGUGAGUUGGACGCCAAUGUCGCUUACACACAGAAGGCACUAAAGAUUUGUCAGCAUGGAAAACGUAACAUCUCCUCAAGAUAACCAGACGGCAAAAGAGUGGGCAGAGCCGAGCACCGAAUACAAGGUUGCGAGCACCCUGCUGGUCAUCAUCAUCUGUGGGGCGGGCAUAGUUGGCAACAUAAUGGUGGUUUUGGUGGUCCUUACCACCAAGCACAUGAGGACGCCUACCAACUGCUACCUGGUGAGUCUAGCGGUUGCCGACCUCAUGGUUCUGAUCGCGGCGGGCCUGCCGAAUAUCACCGAGAGUAUCUACGGGUCCUGGCUCUAUGGCUACGCGGGAUGUUUGUGCAUCACGUAUCUGCAAUAUCUGGGCAUCAACGCCUCUUCUUGCUCAAUCACUGCCUUUACAAUUGAGCGCUACAUAGCCAUCUGCCACCCAAUCAAAGCCCAGUUCCUCUGCACGAUCUCCAGAGCUAAGAAGAUCAUCGUCGUCGUCUGGACGUUCACCUCCUUCUACUGCAUCAUGUGGUUUUAUCUGUCGGACACCAAGCAGCUCCGAUACGCCAAUGUGACGGUCGUGGUGUGUGCAUACAAAGUGUCUCGUAAUCUUUACCUGCCCAUUUAUUUCUUGGAUUUUGCAUUGUUUUAUGUGGUGCCGUUGAUGGUGGCCACAAUACUUUAUGGACUCAUUGCAAGAAUUCUGUUCCUGAAUCCUCUUCCCUCCGAUCCGAAAGAAAACACAAAAAAGUGGGGGAACGAUGGCGGAGCCAAGGCUUCAAAGCCUAAGUCAUCGAGCAGGUGCUCAAGUAACACGGCGCUGUCGAGGAGACAGGUGACGAAGAUGUUGGCUGUGGUGGUGAUCCUGUUUGCUCUCUUAUGGAUGCCGUAUCGAACGCUGGUGGUGGUCAAUUCUUUUCUGUCCUCCGAGUAUUCAGACACUUGGUUCAUCCUGUUCUGCCGCAUGUGCAUAUACCUGAAUAGUGCCAUCAACCCGGUCAUUUACAACGCCAUGUCUCAGAAGUUCAGGGCGGCCUUCAAAAAGCUCUGCAAAUGUAAGAAGAAGCACUCGGAAAGGCCGGCCAACUACAGCGUGGCUCUUAACUACAGCGUCAUCAAAGACACGUCCAAUGGAGAAAGUCCCGACCACUUCACCACAGAGCUCGAGGACAUCAGCAUCACCAAGCACUUUCUUCCUCACAAGAAGCUGUCCUUUGACGAGUCGAGCUCAGCCGACAAGGUGACAUUCAGCAAUGUGUGACUUGCAACGGUGACUUGGGGUCAGUGAUUUGUGUGAUGUUGAGCAUUAAAUAAAAUCCUGUGUAGAAUUCAUGUUACGUAGGCACUGCUGACGUAGUGUAGACCCGAGCACAUGGUGCCUUUGCACAGCUUUGUGAUUUAGUAAAUGUUUGUGGUGGAAUUUACAUGUUUGAUCAGACUUGGAGCUUAUCUGAUGCCUUGUCUCUCUUCUUCUGUGUUUGGAAGACAUGAAGGACCGUGAGGGAAUCCCUGCUUCCACUGGGCCAGCAGCUUCAUCCAUGGACUGCAACCUUAGGUGGGGGACAAACGUGUCAUACGUGUCCAGCUGGCAGGUUUAGAAAGGUCUGGAAAGGUCAUUCUGCUGACACAAUGGUGACAAAAGGAACCACAACAGCAAAAAUCAAUCUUAACGCGAAGAAGAAUUUUAUAUUUAGUUUGAGUCCAAAAAAACAUUCAGCACAAUCCACCAUCAGGCUCUGCUGGGAGAUCCACAAGCAAAGUCCAUGGAGAUAAAUGCAGCAGCUAGUCUGGGGAGGAAACGCAGUCCUACAUUUGAGAGAACCAGGAGAUGAAACGAUGAUAUCAGGAACUUGAAAUGGGUGACGGUUAGGGAGGCCAGCGAACCAGAAAAUCAAAGUCAGCACCAUGUGGGAGUCUUCACCUCUUUACACUUUUCUUCUCUUG